GCCGUCGCAAUCCAAGCCAGUCCAAUUUACAAUGGCGAUGGUCGGAUGCGUUACUGGCGUUACUUUGUUUACAACGCACUUCUAUUCCCCUUGAAAACGUUGGUUUUGGUGUGUACUUGCUUACGUCCACUUACGAGCGACUUUGUAUUCUCUACAGCGUCACUGAUCGAAGAGUUCAUAAACCGAAAUACCAUGUCCUCCUCAAAUAGGCUACGGAUCGACGAGGCAGAGUACGGCCAAGUGGGGAUGUCUCCUAGCUCCGAACACAACUCUGGUAAAACCUCCAGUUCUUCCAGUGUCCGUACCGUCGAUUCACCAAUACCCGCUAUGGCACCGCCUUUACCGACGAUACAGUCCGUACGGAGCUUAUCCGAAGACGCAGCUACACACGCGAACUGUUCGUCGUCACUACCAGCAAACAACCCGACCUCCCAUGCAAGGACCUACGACAACUUCCCAGGGUUCGGUGUAAAGCUGGGAAGACCCAAAGGAAGGCUGCAGUUCUCUACCUACUUUUCACCCGACGAGUUCAGGCCCCAUUACACCAUCAAGGCCUGUUCCGCCAACGGCGGCGCGGUGGUGGCGAAAGGCGAGCACGCGUACGCGUUUUGCGACGUCGAACACGGCAAGGCUGUGAUCGAAACCCUCGACCGAAAGAUCGCCGCCGUGCUCCAGAAGACGGCUGCUAUUCGUAGGAAGCUGUCCGGACACCGGACUCGAUACAAGCGGAACAGGGACCUCCUGAAGCAGCUCAACGAACUGCGGGAGUUUCGGAAGCUUCCCAAGCUCGUGUUCAAUCCUUCGCAGAAACGCAUGAAUCGCGAGGCCGUUGCGGCGCCUGUGAACUCUGCCGGUGUGACCAACGUCGCCAAGGGGUCUGGCAGCACGUGCGAUCAGUUGCGCUUGGACGACGAUAUAAUUGUUUGUGAAGAAACUGCAGGUUAACAAGAUGCUGUGGAGCCUCGCUUAAAGGCGCUUUCGUUUUUUUGUUUUUUUUGUGGAUGCACACAUUGAGGAAAUUUUUUUUUAAAUUUAAUUCACAGUCACUAACAAGGUGAGAACGACAGGGAGGAGCUUCAGUAGUUUUGCCUCCAGCGUCGGCUUCCUACCUUCGACAAGGCAUCAAUGCCUCGUGUACCUCGAGCAUGCGUGCGCAGCCAAAGCAUGGCAAAAGGCAUAGAGCAUGUGCUGGGGGACGGACGUUCGAAAGACAUGCCCUGCCAUUCUCAUUCUGUCAGUGACUCCGAGUACCUGCCACGUUUUGGUCACUGUUGCAUAUGAUGUGCCCGACCUUGUUUUUCUUGUUUCCAGAUGUAGAUUUGAACUUUCUUCCAACAGCCCCAGUACAUCAGACCUUGGAAAAUAAACUAAAAAAAUAA
This is a messenger RNA of Ixodes scapularis (black-legged tick), 1379 nucleotides long. RefSeq lists its product as uncharacterized. The record is from RefSeq and is a predicted model, not a curated record. The coding region runs from base 46 to 945 and encodes 299 amino acids. The transcript has a single exon. NCBI's taxonomy places the organism in Eukaryota, Metazoa, Arthropoda, Arachnida, Ixodida, Ixodidae.